Beta vulgaris subsp. vulgaris (sugar beet) is the source of this 1855-nucleotide messenger RNA. Its product is annotated as tRNA dimethylallyltransferase 2. Gene Ontology annotation, biological process: tRNA modification. The transcript has 10 exons. Gene Ontology annotation, cellular component: mitochondrion. Bases 106 to 1617 code for a protein of 503 amino acids. Gene Ontology annotation, molecular function: tRNA dimethylallyltransferase activity; zinc ion binding; nucleic acid binding. The record is from RefSeq and is a predicted model, not a curated record. NCBI's taxonomy places the organism in Eukaryota, Viridiplantae, Streptophyta, Magnoliopsida, Caryophyllales, Amaranthaceae.
ACCCUAGUAUUUUCCCCCAAUUAUAAUCCUCAAGAACAAGAACGACUUUGAAGUGUUCUUAAAACAAAGUAAAGCAGGAAAUUGGCGAAAGUCGAAAGAACAGAGAUGGAAGGGAAAGAAUUGGAGAGAGGUGUAGGUGGUACUUUGAGCUCAGAGCUAGAAAACCCUAGAAAUGGCGGAGGGACAAAAAAGGACAAGAUAAUAGUGAUAAUGGGACCAACUGGGUCCGGCAAAUCAAAACUAGCAAUAGAUUUAGCAGGACAUUUCCCGAUUGAGAUCAUCAACGCUGAUUCCAUGCAAGUCUACAAUGGCUUAGAUGUUCUCACUAACAAAGUCUCUCUCAUCGACCAAAAAGAAGUUCCGCACCAUCUUUUAGGAACAAUUAGCCCUAAUGUGGAAUUCACCGCUAAAGACUUUCGAGAUGCUGCCAUACCUCUCAUCAAGGAUAUUUUAUUUCACAAUCAUCUGCCCGUAAUAGUUGGUGGAACUAAUUUCUACAUACAGGCUCUUGUCAGUCCUUUCCUGCUUGAUGAUUCUUUGGAAGAGAUGGAUGUUUCUUCUUUAAGAGAGAAUUCAGGUUGUGAACAUAAUAUAAGUUCCUCUUUACUAAAUGUUGUCAAUCGGAAUGAGCAUGCACUUUUUGAACAAGGCACUUGUGAUCACAGCUAUGAACGUCUUAGAGACCUGGAUCCUGUGGCAGCUAACAGACUACAUCCAAAUGACCACAGAAAAAUCAGGCAAUAUCUAAAGAUGUUUACUCAUUCUGGAGUCCUCCCCAGCCAACACUUUCAGGGAAAUAUGACCGAGAAAUGGGGUCGUCUUGGUGGUAAUUCAAGAUACGACUGCUGUUUUGUUUGUGUUGAUGCUUCUCUUCCAGUACUAGACCGAUUUGUUGAGCAGAGAGUGGAUCAAAUGAUGGAAGCUGGUUUACUCAAUGAAGUCUAUGACAUUUACAACAUGAAUGCAGAUUAUACGCGAGGUCUGCGACAGGCUAUUGGAGUGAGGGAGUUUGAGGAUCUUCUUUGUGCUGUCCUUUCUGAAGCGAGAAAGGAGAAUGUUAAUUCUUUUAAGGAAUCAUCUUCAGUGAAGGAUGCUGAUAUAUCUUUCAAACAAAAUAUCAUGGAAGUUUUGAGUUCUUCCUCUAUUUCCCCAAAUAACCUCCUGCUGGAAGAAGCCAUUUCCAAACUAGUAAUGAACACCCGAAGACUUGUAAGGCGGCAAAAGAGGAGGAUCAAUCGAUUGCAGACGUUAUUUGGAUGGCACAUGCAUUUUGUAGAUUCUACGGAGUCUUUACUAGGAAGUUCGGAGGAUACAUGGGUUGCCCAAGUGGUUGAACCCGCUGCAAAAGUGAUAAGUUGUUUCCUCAAUUCCGAUGUGAUGUCAGUUUCAGAUCGUGCUGACAGCGUCGCAGUCCAAAAACUCAGUGAGAGAGAUCUAUGGACUCAGUACACAUGCAAGGCGUGCGACAAGGUUCUUCGUGGUUUGCAUGAGUGGGAACAACAUAACCAAGGGCGUGCUCAUAGGAAACGGACCACAAAGCUAAAGAAGCGCCAAGGUUCUGGAGGUUCUUUCUUAGUUGAGGCCGCAGGGGCUGACCACUUAGGUUCAAAAGUUUAACAACUUAACAAAAUUACACUUGCUUUAUAUAAUGCUUCACGGAGAUCUUUUACUGAUUGAGGUGAGGGCCUAAGUCUGAUAGUGAUAUUAUUUGUUAGACAAAAUUUCUCCCUCAACUUAUAUUAUUUGAAUGAGUAUACCUCGUGUUUCUUGUGUACUCUUAAAAGUUUGUGCACACUAUGCUGUGGUACUUCCAUGAGUACUAUUUUUCUAUGAAAAGAUGCCUUUUCGUGACUCA